CUGUUGAGAGAUGUCAUCCAGUCAAACUUUGUCAAAAUUCAUUCAAUAAACUUCAUUUGUAUCAAAUUUAAUAACAAUGUUUACAAAUAUAUAUAUAAUUUCUAAUGAUCAUUCCAAGGGAAAACAAAUUUUGACUAGAUUUGAGAUUAAAUUUGAGUCGGCCGUGCAAACAACUAGUAAAUAUAAUAAAAAUCGCAUCAGAAUCCUAUUUUGAACAAAAGUUUACAUGCAACGUAUAUCUGCAAUUUUUUAUUAUAGAGAAUAUAUAUGUGUAAAUUUCCCAUUUGGGUCACGCACUAGACAUGGGUCCCUGGCCCAUGGGCCUUUUUCGACAUUGGCCCAUGUUAACUGGGAAUCUAGGGUUCCCACUACAUAAUGCUCCGACAACUGCGAAACCGAAUUCACAAGUUGCCAUCCCCAUCUGUUCGUUAUCCAAUUUUCAAGUAUCAUACUCGAGCCAAGAAAAUGAGACCAAUUUUCUGCGGAAAUUUCGAGUACGAAACUCGACAGUCGGACUUGGAGCGAUUGUUCUCCAAAUACGGGAGAGUUGAUCGUGUUGACAUGAAAUCGGGAUUUGCAUUUGUUUAUUUUGAGGAUGAGCGUGAUGCUGAAGAUGCCAUCCGCGGUCUUGACAAUAUACCAUUUGGGUAUGACAGGCGUAGGUUGUCGGUUGAAUGGGCCAAGGGUGAACGUGGUAGACAUCGUGAUGGGCGGGCAGCUAACCAGAGGCCAACUAAAACCCUCUUUGUGAUAAACUUUGAUCCUGUGCGUACGAGGAUCCACGACAUUGAAAGACACUUUGAACCAUAUGGGAAAGUUCUCAAUGUACGCAUUCGUAGGAACUUUGCUUUUGUGCAAUUUGAAAAUCAGGAAGAUGCUACCAAGGCUUUGGAGAGCACCAACAUGAGUAAGAUUCUGGACAGGGUUGUUUCGGUUGAGUAUGCUUUGAGGGAUGAUGAUGAGAGGGGUGGACUACGCGACAGCCCAAGAAGAGGUUAUGGAAGACGUGGGGACAGUCCUUACCGUAGGUCACCAAGCCCUGGGUACCAUAGGAGUCGGCCCAGUCCUGAUUAUGGGCGGGCCCGCAGCCCAGUUUAUGAUAGGUACAAUGGUCCUUCAUAUGACAGGCCCAGGAGUCCUGAAUAUGGGAGAUACAGAAGACAUAUGGGUCUGUUUGAAUCUUUAGACACCGGAUUAUUUGAAUUGGUUGGUUUGUGUAUCAAAUUCGGAUUAUUUGAAUUG
Striga asiatica is the source of this 1242-nucleotide messenger RNA. NCBI's taxonomy places the organism in Eukaryota, Viridiplantae, Streptophyta, Magnoliopsida, Lamiales, Orobanchaceae. The record is from the annotation of a GenBank genome assembly.